AUGGAGCAUAUUGAAGAAUAUUUUCAAAAACUAUUUGCUUCUUCUACUAGACAUGGAUUUGAAAGCAUAAUUAAUAAGAUUCCACAACGAGUUACAGAGGAGAUUAACAAAGAUAUGCUCAUGGACAAUACAAAUGAAGAGGUAAGAAAGGCAGUGUUAAGUAUGGGUAGCCUUAAAGCUCCAAGACCUGAUGGAUUGAACGGGCUAUUCCACCAGAAGCAUUGGGAGGUAAUUAGUAAGGAAGUUUGUGUAGUAGUAAGAGUUUUUUUCAGUAGCAGACAUAUACCAGAAGAGAUAAACGAGACCAUAAUGGUUCUUAUCCCGAAAACAAAGAAUCCAGAAAGUUUAAAUGAGCUUAGGCCAAUUAGCUGCUGCAAUUUCAUCUAUAAAAUAAUCUCAAGAAUAAUUGUGCUAAGACUGAAGAAGUGGUUGGAAGCUAUUGUCUCGCCAACGCAGAGUGCGUUUGUGGGAGGAAGGCUCAUUCAGGAUAACGUUGUUAUUGUUCAAGAAGUUUACCAUAGCCUGAAUAGGAAAGGAAAGGGAGGGUCGAAUAGCUUGGCAAUCAAAUUCGACAUGAAUAAAGCAUAUGAUAGGCUAGAAUAG
Molecule: messenger RNA, 603 nt
Organism: Arachis ipaensis
Lineage: Eukaryota; Viridiplantae; Streptophyta; Magnoliopsida; Fabales; Fabaceae
Source: RefSeq, a predicted model, not a curated record